CAUCCUGAACGAAACUUCAAAUUUCGGUGUUUUUUUUCCCCAAUACAAGGCCUUAGGGAGGAUAACGUACACUUAAACAUUUCCUUCUUUUUUUCCCCACGGCGGUCUUGGCACAAAAAGCCCUUGGAGAAGGACAGGACUACAAAAGAACAAGUGACGUCGUUAUAAAAGGAGACUUGGCUGAAAUCCUUUAGACAACAAAGAAACGGCUUCUCAGAAAUAAAGGAGGAAUCCUCAAUUAUUCUCUUUAGUUAUGAGUCAUGUGGUCGUCGACGGUUCACACGGUCUAGAUCAGCAGCUUGCUGUCUUAGACUUGAACUCAGCUGAUGGACAGGGUGUUGGCACUGGUCGGCGUUACAUUCCUCCUCAUUUGAGAAACAAAGACGUAUCACAAAAUGAUUCUCCAGGAUGGGACUGCGGUCAUAGCAAUGGUUUCGUCAAUGGGUACCAUGAUGGUCGUAUAAAUGGAACUGCAAACUUUGCCCGUGGACUUCCUCGUAAUGACAGAGGAGGACGUGGUAGCUUCCGUGGAAGCAGGAACGGUGGUUCCUUCAACCAGCCAAUGCAUAAUGCAGGUUAUGCCACUUAUGAGAACAAAGAUGGAGGCUGGAACGCAGUGGUGAACAGAGAUGCCUACACUAGCUUUGGUGGGCGUUCUGACAGAGGAAAAUCUCCGUUCUUCAAUGAUAGAGGAGCUGGCUCAAGAGGAAGGUAUGAGCGGGGAGGCUUUGGAGGAACAGGAGGGAACAGUCGUUGGGUUGAAGAGUCCAGAGACGAAGAGGACUGGUCAAAGCCAAUGCCCCCCAACGAUCGUCUGGAAAAUGAGCUGUUCUCUGCGAGCAACACAGGGAUUAACUUUGAGAAGUAUGAUGACAUUCCUGUGGAGGCCACUGGAUCAAACUCUCCUGGGCACAUUGAGAGUUUCCAUGAUGUGGACAUGGGCGAGAUCAUUAUGGGAAAUAUCAACUUAACCCGCUACACACGCCCUACCCCUGUUCAAAAGUAUGCAAUCCCCAUCAUCAAGGCCAAGAGGGACCUGAUGGCCUGUGCACAAACAGGCUCUGGGAAGACUGCAGCCUUUCUGCUUCCUGUUCUCAGUCAGAUCUACAGUGAUGGACCUGGAGAGGCACUGCAGGCCACCAAAGCCAGUGCCCAGCAGGAGAAUGGAAAGUACGUCCGUCGUAAGCAGUUUCCCAUCUCUCUAAUCCUGGCUCCAACCAGAGAACUUGCUCUUCAGAUUUAUGAUGAGGCCAGAAAGUUCGCUUACCGCUCCAGAGUGCGCCCGUGUGUAGUAUACGGAGGCGCAGAUAUAGGCCAGCAGAUCCGUGAAUUGGAAAGAGGCUGUCACCUGCUAGUGGCCACACCUGGUCGUCUGGUAGACAUGAUGGAGCGAGGCAAGAUUGGCAUGGACUACUGCAAAUAUCUGGUGUUGGAUGAGGCAGACAGAAUGCUCGAUAUGGGUUUCGAACCCCAGAUCAGACGUAUCGUGGAGCAAGACACCAUGCCUCCAAAAGGUGCUCGUCAGACCAUGAUGUUCAGUGCCACCUUCCCGAAAGAGAUCCAGAUUCUGGCCCGUGACUUUCUGGAGGAGUACAUUUUCCUGGCUGUGGGCCGCGUGGGCUCCACCUCAGAGAACAUCACCCAGAAGGUGGUUUGGGUGGAAGAGAAUGACAAGCGCUCCUUCCUCCUUGACCUGCUCAAUGCCACAGGCAAGGAUUCUCUCACACUGGUGUUUGUAGAAACUAAGAAGGGUGCAGACGCUCUUGAGGACUUCCUGUACCGUGAGGGUUAUGCCUGCACCAGUAUCCAUGGUGAUCGCUCUCAGCGUGAUCGUGAGGAAGCGCUCCAGCAGUUCCGUUCUGGACGCUGCCCAAUCAUGGUUGCCACUGCUGUGGCUGCCCGUGGCCUGGAUAUCUCCAAUGUAAAACACGUCAUCAAUUUUGACUUGCCCAGUGACAUUGAGGAAUACGUCCACCGCAUUGGUCGUACAGGCCGUGUGGGAAACCUUGGGCUGGCCACAUCCUUCUACAAUGAUAAGAACAGCAACAUCACCAAGGAUCUGCUGGACAUCCUGGUGGAGGCCAAACAGGAGGUGCCUUCCUGGCUUGAGAACCUAGCUUACGAGCACCAGCACAAGAGCAACAACCGUGGACGACCCAAGAGGUUCUCUGGUGGCUUUGGGGCCAGGGAUUACCGCCAGAUGCCUGGGGGCAGCAACACUUUCGGGAACCGUGGUGCUCGCAACGCUGGUGUCCAUGGAGGGAACAGAGGUUUUGGAGGCAAUAAGGGUGGCUUUGGGAGCUUUGGCGGUGACAGCUACGGGGGCAACUAUGGAAACUAUGGUGGAAACUUUGCCCAGGUGGACUGGUGGGGCAACUAAAAAUAUGUUUGCCAAAC
This is a messenger RNA of Rhinichthys klamathensis goyatoka, 2397 nucleotides long. RefSeq names its product DEAD-box helicase 3 X-linked a (gene ddx3xa). The transcript has 18 exons. Gene Ontology annotation, biological process: cell differentiation; gamete generation. Bases 254 to 2380 code for a protein of 708 amino acids. Gene Ontology annotation, molecular function: ATP binding; RNA helicase activity; RNA binding. Gene Ontology annotation, cellular component: P granule; nucleus. The record is from RefSeq and is a predicted model, not a curated record. NCBI's taxonomy places the organism in Eukaryota, Metazoa, Chordata, Actinopteri, Cypriniformes, Leuciscidae.